Molecule: messenger RNA, 365 nt
Organism: Linum tenue
Lineage: Eukaryota; Viridiplantae; Streptophyta; Magnoliopsida; Malpighiales; Linaceae
Source: the annotation of a GenBank genome assembly
CGAUUUUCUCUGUUGCAGAAACCCAGAGAGACAUGGCUUCCAUCUGCAGGUCCGCUGUAAUGGCGGGCGCAAGGUCGCUAGCACCACGGUCAAGAACCCUAACUCAGAAUUCCCUCUUCUCGUCGUCUGCCUUCUCUUCACCCUCUGCGACGCGGGUAGUCCGAAGCGCUUCAAGGGUUGUUUCAACUUUAGGAAGCGUCGAAUCGUUGAUACCGUUUCACAGCGCGACGGCCAAUGCGCGGCUUAUAUCCAGCAUUGCAGCUGAUUCCUCUUGCUGGAGCUGGCUUUCUCAAGGUGAUUACUUAUCUUUCAAGCUAUCCUUUAUCACUCUACUUUUAGUACCUUUUCCUUUCUUUCGUGUCUAG